AUGAUACUUAUCUUACUGUUCCUAGCAUUCCCUACUGUAGUUGAAAAUUGCCUCGUUGUGAAGACUGUGGAGCCACCAAAAUGCGAAUGUCAGUCAUUGGCUCUGUCCAUUUCAAACAUUGAAUCAAUUAUCGGGAACCAUGAAUUCUAUAAAUCUAAUAUAUCCAAAUAUUCUAUUCAUGCUCCAAAGAUUUCAACCGACGACUGUAAUACACAAAUGUAUUGUGAAGGUGUGUACAGUCUAGUGGUAUUUGAUGGCACCGAGAAAUAUCAUGUGUUUGGUGCCUACUCUGCUGAUGGUCUUUGUGACCCAUUCACUCAGAAAUGGUUAGUCGAUGAUGGCUCUGCAACAUUAACAACUUAUGGAAAGAUGCAAGGAGUCUGUGUUGAUUAUACCACCAAAGCCUACACAUGUCCUUGUAGACUGUACACUGUGGAUACUGAAAAUGCAAUGGACUUGAUCGGUGGUCAUCCCUCGUAUUGGGGGGUGUGGUUCCAAUAUCAAUUGAUUAGACCUAUACUUUCCGAUGAAGAGUGCCCAACCAGUUUCAGUUGUCCAAAGAAUAAUACCGCCGAUAUUUUAAUAGGUUCCAGAGAUUUUGGGCAGAAUAAAAACUACCAACUCACUUGCGGAACCGAUGAAUUCAACACACCCGUAUGGAGUGCAAUCUCACAAGUAAACGGGGAAUCCUUCACCACUGAGUAUAUUUUCAUUACAUGUCUUGACUACAAAAACAAGGCUCUCCCGCCUCCUUUUAGACCAUCAUGUAAAUGUUCAUUUACAUUCUUGACAGAAGAGGAGACUGUUGGUUAUUACAUCCAGAAUGAUCUAGUGUCCAUUGUAAUUGGUGAGGACCGAUGUACAGUGUCAUACGGAUGUAAACGAGGAGUUGCACUCACUAAUAUCGAUGGCGAGAUUCAUCGGUUUGGUGCCUACUCUGCUGAUGGUCUUUGUGACCCAUUCACUCAGAAAUGGUUAGUCGAUGAUGGCUCUGCAACAUUAACAACUUAUGGAAAGAUGCAAGGAGUCUGUGUUGAUUAUACCACCAAAGCCUACACAUGUCCUUGUAGACUGUACUCUGUGGAUACUCAAAAUGCAAGAGAUAUGAUUGGUCCAUAUAAAAUAUAUCAGGAUGAUUUGUACAAAUAUCAAUUGAUAAGACCUACACUUUCCGAUGAAGUGUGUCCAAGCACUUUCAGUUGUCCACAGAAUAUGACUAGUGUUUUGAUGGUUUCUUCAUAUUCGAGCCAGGGUAAAGACUACCAACUCACUUGCGGAACCGAUGAAUUCAAAACACCCGUAUGGAGAGUAAGCUCCAUCACUACUGAGUAUAUCUACAUUUCUUGUAUAGACUACAACACCCCCGUAGUCCCGCCUUCUUUUACACCAGAAUGCCACUGUGACUUUAGAUUUUUGACAGAAGAUGAGACGGUUGGUUAUUACACCCAGAAUGAUUUAGUGUCCAUGUUUAUUAUGGAUAACCGAUGUACAACGUCAUACGUAUGUAAAAGAGGAUUUGCACUCACUAAAGUCGAUGGCGAGAUUCUUCGGAGUGUUCGAUUUGUUGGUAUAUGCAACCAGACUAUCAGAAAAUGGUAUGUUGUACAAUACAACAGUACUUUUGGAGAAGAACAAGCAAUUGAGAAUCAAGAUGUGUUCACUUAUGCAUGUGCUACAAGUUAUUGA
Molecule: messenger RNA, 1686 nt
Organism: Caenorhabditis remanei
Lineage: Eukaryota; Metazoa; Nematoda; Chromadorea; Rhabditida; Rhabditidae
Exons: 11
Coding region: 1-1686 (561 amino acids)
Source: RefSeq, a predicted model, not a curated record